Molecule: messenger RNA, 1318 nt
Organism: Polyodon spathula (Mississippi paddlefish)
Lineage: Eukaryota; Metazoa; Chordata; Actinopteri; Acipenseriformes; Polyodontidae
Gene: tmem218
Product: transmembrane protein 218
Exons: 3
Coding region: 517-864 (115 amino acids)
Source: RefSeq, a predicted model, not a curated record
GUUGAUGUUUUGGGGUGGCGACGGUUACCAGGGCAGCCGCAGGAUCGGGUACAGGGAUAAAUAAACAUACACUGAGAGUUAUCGUCUUUAGAUACAUUUGAAAACUGUAUAAAUAUGCAAAACACAGUCACAGUGGUAUUUUACAGUGUUUAUUUUAUCUUUCUAAAUACCGAUAACAGAAAAAAAGAUAUUCACAUGCACAUAUGAAAUCAAAUAUAAUAGAGCAGAAUGCAAUCAAGUGCAUUACGUAUACACGUAUAAGUACUGUACUGAAUAUUUUAAGUUCUUACUGUUAUUAAAUAUGUAAACUGCAAUUCAUUUUUUAAGGUAACGUACGGGAGGCGGUGCAUCAGCAGUGUGGUAAACACGGUUUGCAGCACAGUGUCCGGAUUGCUGGGCUCGCGUUCUCCCUGUUUUAUUAGUCGCUGUUGUUCUUGCUUGCGUUUUGAAUCAGUUGUCAGCAGUACCGUGCCGUUGUUGUUUGCUGUGGUGCUUGCAGGACCAGGGCUGUGCAGAAUGGCAGGCACUGUUCUGGGAGUGGGGAUCGGAGUGGUUCUUAUUGCAGUCGUUUGGUGUGUGGCGCUAGUUCUUUGCUUGCUGCUCUGCAGGGCGUCUGGAUCGGCCAAGUUCGCUGUGAUCCCAGUGUUUCUCAUUGCUCUGAUCAUCACUCUGGUCCUCAUCUUCUUCCCCCGGGCCUCUGAGACACCAUCUGCAGUCACACAAGGGGUGAUUGUGGAUACCUUCUUUAUCGGACGUUACUUCCUGGUGUCAAUCAUGGGUGUGAUUUUCCUUGCCAGUCUCUUCCUGGUGCUGCCUUUCCACAUUCUGGAGCCAGUCUAUGCCAAGCCGCUGCGGGCACGCUAGGGGGCACAGCCAGGGAAAGGCGCAAGCUCAUAGGGACAGCAGCAGUUAGCUCUGUCUGUAAGGUACAGACUGGCCCAUGUGUAAAGCUGAACAUUGAGCAUUCAUCAUUCUCCCUUUCUCUGCACCCCCUAGCAUUGGGCACUCCAAGUAACACAGUCACCAGAAACUGAGACAGGUUUUAAGUAUAUCCUCUGUAGGUAGCGGAAGCUUUUUUCAUUUGCCUACUUCUCUUAUAUUUUUACUUCUGUGUGAUCAUUUUACUGUUUCAAGCCAAAAGACAAUGAUAAAAGGAUAUUGAGGAGCACUUAGUACCCACAGACCAACAAUGGAGGGGAGUUUGUGAAUGACGCCGUUGUUCCAGGACUAUUUUACUACUUUUGUGCUUAUAGUUAAUACAUGUUUUAAUGUAAUGUUUCAUAACCUAUUUUAUUUGAUUGUUUUGUAUUUUCUACAU